UAUUUAUAUACAAAUAUAUUUAAGAAACAAUAUCACGUCGGCAAGUGAAGUAGGUAAAAUGAAACAACUUCAGUCAAGAUCUUUAAAAUAGACCAUCUUCGCUUAGAAAUAAUUUAUUGAAUUGCUAAUCACAAAUGGAGAUCGAGAACACGUCUUCCACAGAUUCCUCGAGCAAUAGCGAGACAAUGCAGAAUAUCGAUAAUCCGUGUAAAGAGUCUGGCGAUGAACAGAGGAAAAAGAAUCAAGGGGAUCAUGAUUUAACACUGGAUCUACGGAGCGUGCUUCCAAGUUCUGACCCGUGCCCUUCCGAAAAUGAGGAUUCUCUGGAAAAACUCUCUGCCGUUCUCGAACAAUCGGAAGAUUCGAUGAUGUUAGAUGAAGAAGAUAAAGAAUUAACCUACAUUCUUCGGGAACGCAUAGAAUCGCUCAGCGAAAUAAUGAAGACUCUGGGGCAAGAACUGAAAAGGGAAAUAGAGCUUUGGAGAAGGGAAAGAGAAGAGUAUCAACUUUUACGAGAAAAGGACGAUGCGUUAGCUCUGGAAGAAGCAACUGCAGCCGCGCGUGCUGCUGCUGCGGCUUACGCAGCAGAAUCACCAUUGUCUAACACUUUGGAUAUUACUUCCGAGGACGUGUUCAGAGAAUUAACGAUACUCGAAUACGAGAAACGACUGGCGAAAUAUCAAGACGAAUACUCGCUUAGCCAGGCAGAGAAACGUUACAAUGCUUGUUGGAAAAUGAUUGCAAAUGUGUACAAACAAAAAUUGAUAGAAGUGGAACGCCUUUGUAACGAGGAAUUGGAAAAAGUUCAGAAAAAUGUGAAUCAUUUGCAGCCACUGAAGGAUAUGAUAUCACAGUGGUACAUUGAUGAAGAGGAAGGUCAGGGACGCGGCGAUUCCAUUAAGAGGACCGACUUUAUCGGAACCGCACUCAAACCAAAGAAUUUUAACGAGGAUGAUAUACGUAACGAUACUAAUAAGUAUCAAAAGAUCGACGCGGAAGUGAACAUGGCUCCAGAAAUGUUUGCUGCUCGAUUCAAAUCCGACGAUUUAGAGAAAAAGGAUAAAUUUUAUGGAUGAUUUCUAAUCUCUUUGUACGUUCAUUAAAAGCAAUAUAACACGUUUUGUAUGCAUUUAACGUGCAUACGUUUGUGCCUUCUUUUGCACUCGUCCUACGAUUACGUCACGCAUGAACCUUAAAUUUUAGACUCGACUU
Molecule: messenger RNA, 1212 nt
Organism: Ceratina calcarata
Lineage: Eukaryota; Metazoa; Arthropoda; Insecta; Hymenoptera; Apidae
Exons: 3
Coding region: 135-1076 (313 amino acids)
Source: RefSeq, a predicted model, not a curated record